CGUAAGGGGCGGGGCUUUCUCGCACACCGGCAGCGGUCAACAGCACAUCAUGGCAGACAAAGCGCAGAUACAACAGGCGAUAAAAACACAAGGAGAGGUGGUCAGGAAACUAAAGAUAGAGAAGGCUAGUAAAGAACAGUGGUAGGGUUGCUGACCACUUUUCUCCUGUUCUUCCUGCUCGGUGUGUCCACUACAACGGGCGGAAUCCUUUCACAUCCAUCCUCCGGCUACCCUAUCAACCCCUACCUACGGCUGUGGAUUAAUCCUGUGCCUAUUGGACUCACCUUUUUUUGGACUGUACAAUUGUUGGGGGUGGACUCAUGCUGGGGUUACCCUGCCACUGAACUGCUAUAAUCUUUGGAUUUAUCCACCCAUUUUGCUGGAAUUCUUUUGUUUAUACUAUGGGAUUUGUGUCCGUGCGUCUCUGCACCGGAAUCCUUGCUCGCUGGACCGGAAUAUGUCCCCGAUCCGUCUGUGCCUUUUCGGGAAUGACGAUUUCACAGAUUGAUGAGGAGGUCGCCAAACUGCUGGAGCUCAAGGCUCAAAUUGGGGACGAUGGAAAGCAACCCUUCCAGCUCAAGACCGCCAAGGGUACGAGGGACUUCAACCCCAAGCAGAUGGCCAUUCGAGGGAGGGUCUUCAACACCAUCGUCAACUGCUUCAAACGCCAUGGUGCCGAGACCAUCGACACGCCUGUCUUUGAGCUGAAGGAAACGUUAACGGGGAAGUAUGGGGAAGACUCCAAGCUCAUCUAUGACCUGAAGGACCAGGGAGGAGAGCUGCUGUCACUGCGCUAUGACCUCACUGUGCCAUUUGCGAGAUACCUGGCCAUGAACAAGAUCACCAACAUCAAGCGCUACCACAUCGCCAAGGUGUACCGCCGAGACAACCCCGCCAUGACUCGCGGCCGCUACCGGGAGUUCUAUCAGUGCGAUUUCGACAUCGCCGGACAGUACGACCCCAUGAUCCCAGACGCUGAGUGUCUAAAGAUCGUCCACGAGAUCCUGAGCGAUCUCGACCUCGGAGACUUCCGGAUCAAGGUCAAUGACAGACGCAUCCUAGAUGGAAUGUUUGCUGUGUGUGGGGUUCCGGAUGAAAAGUUCCGCACCAUAUGUUCCACAGUGGACAAGCUGGACAAGGUCCCCUGGGAGGAUGUGAAGAACGAGAUGGUGAAUGAGAAGGGUCUGGCCCCAGAGGCCGCAGACCUGAUCGGGGAGUACGUCAGCCUGCAGGGCGGAGUAGACCUGGCAGAGAAGCUGCUCCAGGACCCCAAGCUGUCCCAGAGUAAGCAGGCCUGUGCCGGCCUGACCGACAUGAAGCAGCUCUUCAUCUACCUGGAGCUUUUUAAGGCCACAGACAAGGUGGUGUUUGACCUGAGUCUGGCCCGGGGACUGGACUACUACACGGGUGUGAUCUACGAGGCGGUGCUGACGCAGGCGGGCCCCUCCCCGGUGACCCCGCAGGGCGAGGAGGCCGUGAGCGUGGGCAGCGUGGCUGGGGGCGGGCGCUACGACGGCCUGGUGGGCAUGUUCGACCCCAAGGGCAGGAAGGUGCCCUGCGUGGGGGUCAGCAUCGGCAUCGAGAGGGUCUUCUCCAUCAUGGAGCAGAAGGCCGAGGCCUCGGGAGAGAGGGUGCGCACCACGGAAACGCAGGUCAUGGUGGCGUCAGCGCAGAAGAACCUUCUGGAAGAGCGGUUGAAGCUGGCCACUGAGCUCUGGGAUGCUGGUGUGAAGGCGGAGGUGAUGUACAAGAAGAACCCCAAACUGCUGAGUCAGCUGCAGCACUGUGAGGAUUCGGGGAUCCCCCUGGUGGCCAUCUUAGGGGAGCAGGAGCUGAAGGACGGGGUGGUGAAGCUCCGGAACGUGGCCACUCGGGAGGAGGUGGACGUGUCGAGGGCGGACCUUGUGGAAGAAGUCAAGAACCGAACCCUUCAGUAGCCGAUCAACAACGCUGGCUGCCGGUUACCCAGGAGACAACAGCACUCAAUACGUGUAUCGUGUAAAAAUCACCGAAAAGGCCGUGGCUCUCGCUUGUGUAUGUAUUCUCAGAGGAAGCAGGAACUCUUCUACUCUUCAUCACGACUACUCCAUUCCAAUUUAAUCAAGCCGCGUUGUCACGACGCAACCGCAAAACUGAACCUCGCUUGUGUCCUGUCGAUUCCCUCAAAUAAAAUAACUUGCCAUAUGUAA
Messenger RNA from Conger conger (European conger), 2189 nucleotides. RefSeq names its product histidyl-tRNA synthetase (gene hars). Gene Ontology annotation, cellular component: mitochondrion; cytoplasm. Gene Ontology annotation, molecular function: identical protein binding; ATP binding; histidine-tRNA ligase activity. Gene Ontology annotation, biological process: mitochondrial translation; histidyl-tRNA aminoacylation. NCBI's taxonomy places the organism in Eukaryota, Metazoa, Chordata, Actinopteri, Anguilliformes, Congridae. The coding region runs from base 402 to 1937 and encodes 511 amino acids. The transcript is spliced from 14 exons. The record is from RefSeq and is a predicted model, not a curated record.